This is a messenger RNA of Selaginella moellendorffii, 1668 nucleotides long. Its product is annotated as RHOMBOID-like protein 3. Gene Ontology annotation, molecular function: serine-type endopeptidase activity. The record is from RefSeq and is a predicted model, not a curated record. Gene Ontology annotation, biological process: proteolysis. The transcript has a single exon. Gene Ontology annotation, cellular component: membrane. Lineage: Eukaryota; Viridiplantae; Streptophyta; Lycopodiopsida; Selaginellales; Selaginellaceae. Bases 16 to 1668 code for a protein of 550 amino acids.
CUCCGACGGAAAGUCAUGCGACAGUUGCCGUUUGUCACGGGAAAACUCCUCUCUUUCUUUUGCGAAGUCUUCGGCGAAUCUGUGACACUGCACAACACGACAGGAGAAAACAAAAUAAGCUUUCACACGAGCAAGAAAGAAAUGGAAACGACUCACAAGUUUCCGCGACAAGAAUUUCCAUGGGAGCUCGAAAGCCUACGCCAAAUCCACUGCAGCGCUCACCACCGCCACCACAGCGUCAACGGCAUCAAUGCCAGCGACCGCAGAGAAACCGGCAGCACCAGCGAAGCUGAGGAGAUCAAAUCUGUUUACUCAGUACCGGCAGCUGUCGGACCUGCGUCGAGCGGACGAAGAACACCGCCACCGCCUUGCAUUGAUCGCAAAGAGACCGCACGGAUCAGUGAACUCGGCCCCCGGCUCGCCGGAUACUUAGAGAUGAACCCCCUCUUUAUAGUCCGGAGAGAAGACCACCACUGUGAAACUACUGCUGCCAGGCCCGGAUCCCCUGAAGUAGUCAUUAUUCCGUUAAGUCCACACUCGAUCUCUUCACCACCUCAUGUGACGAGAGACGGGCAAAGUUGCUGCCGAAUGCGGAAAAGAGUUGUUAUCGUGCCAAUCUUCGUCAUCGCCAACAUUGUCGUGUUCAUAAUCACCAUGUACCGGAACGACUGUCCUGCUCAUCAGACGGAGUAUCGCUGCAUUCUUCCCGGACUCAAGAGAUUUUCGUUCCAGCCACUAAGCCAGAAUCCACUGCUCGGACCAUCUUCGAACACUCUCCUGAGAAUGGGAGCUCUUGAGUCGGAGCUUGUCACCAGUGGUCGAGAGGGAUGGCGGCUGGUGUCCUGCAUCUGGCUUCAUGCCGGCGUUUUCCAUCUCCUGUUAAACAUGCUGGGCCUCCUUACGCUGGGACUUCAAAUGGAGCAAGAGUUUGGGUUCCUGAAGCUCGGAUUCGUCUAUCUCAUCGCCGGUUUCGGUGGAAGUCUUCUCUCUGCCUUGUUCCUGCGACUCACGAUCUCUGUAGGAGCCUCUGGUGCGCUGUUUGGCCUCAUGGGAGCGCUACUGUCGGAGCUUCUCAUUAACUGGUCUCAUCACGAACGUAGCUGGUUCACGCUGUCCCAGCUUGUAGUCCUCUUCAUCAUCAAUCUAGCUCUCGGGAAGAUGCCGCACGUCGACAAUUACGCUCACUUGGGAGGUUGCAUAUCCGGAAUUCUGUUGGGAUUCAUACUUCUCCAGCGACCACCACUCACUUGGCCAACUCAACCUGUCGGAAUUACUACAACUGGCACUCCAGCCCCGGCUGCUCCCGGAAUCCCAGCCCACGAAUUCACUGCGAGUGCUCCGGCUAUAGCAUCUCAGAGGCACCACUAUGAGCUCGAUCACCAACUUAUCCAGCUUGAAAUGGAUCAACGGUAUCACGUUCACAGUCGGCUUCCACACCAUCACCACCAGCACCACCACAACCACCACCACCAUCAGCAGCAGCACUUGCCAUACCAGCCUCCCUCUCGGCCGUGGAGAAUCUACUCACUCCCAAAGUACAAGUUUGUCAUCUGGGUUAUCGCCUUGAAUCUGCUGGUGGUGCUCUAUGUAGUAGCCCUCAUAAUGCUCUUUCGAGGAGUUGACGUAAGGAAAAAGUGCAAGUGGUGCAGACAGCUCCUUAAACAGUAG